Molecule: messenger RNA, 1017 nt
Organism: Penicillium longicatenatum
Lineage: Eukaryota; Fungi; Ascomycota; Eurotiomycetes; Eurotiales; Aspergillaceae
Exons: 1
Coding region: 1-1017 (338 amino acids)
Source: RefSeq, a predicted model, not a curated record
AUGACUCAUGAGCGCUUGAUUCGAUGUGAGGGUGACGAUGCUACCUAUACUAAGCACCUUGAACUACGAGUUGCUGAACUUGAGAGCGCCCACGGCACUUCCUGUUAUCUAGAGCAUCAAGAAAGCCACCAUCGUAUGACUGGGCAAUGUAGACCAUGCGAGGUCUGUCAAAACCCCGCCCGUUACACCAGAGACAUCCGUAUCAGUUUCCAAGGCAAUUGUGGCGACAGGAUUGGAGUACCCUCUGAAAGUCGUGAAGACAGUCAAUCGAGCCAACAUGAUAAUAGUGACACAUGGCAAUUUAUUCCAUAUGAACCAGCGGGUGGAAACGACCCAGCAAAUGGAGACGACCCAGCAAAUGGAAACGACCCAGCAAAUGGAAACGACCCAGCAAAUGGAAACGACCCAGCAAAUGGAAACGACCCAGCAAAUGGAAAGAAAACCGCCAAGAAUAGCAAGACCAAAAAUCUCGAAUUAGAACGUUUAUCCUCGUUCACGUCCUCUAUCAAUGAUCUACCCAAAUCUGACGACUGGAAAGAGUGGACUUCCGUCCAAGAUGCCAAACGAAAAGAGAUCGUCCUUCACUUAGUAUCAGGCAUUGUUCCCUCAGAGGACAACAACCUAUCAUCAUCCGAGACGCCGCCUAAAUCUUCCGUCGUGCUCGAAUACGGCAUGUCCAUGCGGCCUUCAGGAACGGAAACCUUGACGGACACCAAAAAGCGCCCAUUUACGUGCUUCCGAGAGCUUGUCUUUUGUUCGCUAUGUGCAGUUGAAAUAGAACUCAGUCGUACCAAGAAAAAGAAACGUGAAGCCAAAAAAAUCGUUUUCGAAGCUAUGAGAAUGGCCUUUGGGACUGAUGGCGGCAAAAGGCCUCUAAUGGCACGACUUCGUGGAGCCAAAUGGGCGAACCGUGUCAUUGAUCUUUUACUCCGGACUCAGUGGGGUCUCCGUAGCUGGGACAUCGUUUACGUUGGUAUGAACCCCACUCGAGAGUAUGGUGGAAAAGCUAACUGGUGA